Fusarium verticillioides 7600 is the source of this 3147-nucleotide messenger RNA. RefSeq lists its product as hypothetical. Gene Ontology annotation, molecular function: flavin adenine dinucleotide binding; heme binding; iron ion binding. The coding region runs from base 1 to 3147 and encodes 1048 amino acids. NCBI's taxonomy places the organism in Eukaryota, Fungi, Ascomycota, Sordariomycetes, Hypocreales, Nectriaceae. The transcript has 2 exons. The record is from RefSeq and is a predicted model, not a curated record. Gene Ontology annotation, cellular component: cytosol.
AUGGUGACGAGCAGAGAGAUUGCCCAAGAACUCUGCGACGAAACUCGUUUCUGCAAGCUUCCAGGGGGCGCGCUUGAUGUGAUGAAGGCGGUGGUAGGAGAUGGCCUGUUCACAGCAGAGACGUCAAAUCCAAAAUGGGCUAUAGCCCAUCGAAUCAUCACGCCUUUGUUUGGGGCCAUGAGAAUAAGGGGUAUGUUUGAUGACAUGAAGGACAUUUGCGAGCAGAUGUGUCUACGAUGGGCCCGAUUCGGGCCAGAUGAACCUUUGAAUGUCUGCGACAACAUGACCAAGUUGACUCUUGACACCAUCGCCCUUUGCACCAUUGACUAUCGCUUCAACAGCUUCUACAGAGAGAAUGGAGCCGCGCAUCCGUUUGCAGAGGCCGUGGUAGAUGUCAUGACAGAGUCGUUCGAUCAGAGCAACCUCCCCGACUUUGUUAACAACUACGUGCGUUUCCGAGCCAUGGCAAAGUUCAAGCGGCAGGCUGCUGAACUGCGUCGACAAACAGAAGAGUUGAUUGCAGCUCGCCGACAGAAUCCCGUCGACAGGGACGACUUGCUCAACGCAAUGCUGAGCGCCAAGGACCCCAAAACUGGCGAGGGUCUCAGCCCCGAGUCUAUCGUGGAUAACCUGCUCACCUUUCUCAUUGCCGGACAUGAAACUACAUCGAGUCUCCUGUCAUUCUGCUUCUACUAUCUCCUCGAAAACCCACAUGUGCUUCGCCGAGUGCAGCAAGAAGUCGAUACGGUGGUGGGUUCUGAUACAAUCACAGUAGAUCACCUCUCAAGCAUGCCGUAUCUCGAGGCUGUCUUGCGAGAGACACUGCGUCUGCGUGAUCCUGGCCCUGGAUUCUACGUCAAGCCCCUGAAAGAUGAAGUUGUGGCAGGAAAAUAUGCGGUCAACAAGGACCAGCCAUUGUUCAUCGUCUUCGACUCGGUGCACCGUGAUCAGAGUACAUAUGGGGCUGAUGCCGAUGAGUUCCGCCCUGAGCGCAUGCUUAAAGAUGGCUUCGAUAAGCUGCCGCCUUGCGCAUGGAAGCCUUUUGGGAAUGGCGUGCGUGCCUGUGUCGGGAGGCCCUUUGCGAUGCAGCAAGCCAUUCUAGCUGUCGCCAUGGUUCUUCAUAAAUUCGACCUUGUCAAGGAUGAAUCUUAUACGCUCAAAUACCAUGUUACCAUGACUGUGCGCCCGGUCGGUUUCACAAUGAAGGUUCGGCUUCGCCAGGGCCAACGCGCUACCGAUCUAGCGAUGGGACUUCAUCGAGGACACAGUCAAGAGGCCUCGGCAGCUGCUAGCCCUAGCCGGGCUUCACUCAAGCGACUGUCUUCAGACGUAAAUGGCGAUGAUACAGACCACAAGAGCCAAAUAGCUGUCCUUUAUGCCUCCAACUCGGGUAGCUGUGAGGCCUUGGCUUAUCGUCUCGCUGCAGAAGCCACCGAACGUGGUUUUGGCAUUCGAGCUGUCGAUGUUGUGAACAACGCUAUCGACAGAAUACCCGUAGGCAGCCCAGUGAUUCUCAUCACAGCAUCUUACAACGGCGAGCCAGCAGAUGACGCCCAAGAAUUUGUGCCAUGGCUCAAGUCGCUGGAAAGUGGCCGUCUCAAUGGAGUCAAGUUUGCUGUCUUCGGAAACGGACACAGAGACUGGGCAAAUACUCUGUUUGCAGUCCCACGCCUUAUCGACUCCGAACUAGCCCGCUGCGGUGCUGAACGUGUUAGCCUCAUGGGAGUUUCAGACACUUGUGAUUCCAGCGAUCCUUUUUCUGAUUUCGAAAGAUGGAUCGACGAGAAACUGUUCCCGGAGCUCGAAACACCCCAUGGCCCCGGCGGGGUAAAGAACGGAGAUAGGGCUGUGCCACGACAAGAACUACAGGUUUCACUGGGCCAGCCACCGCGGAUAACAAUGCGCAAAGGCUAUGUUCGUGCCAUAGUGACUGAGGCGCGCUCACUCUCCAGUCCUGGCGUGCCUGAGAAGAGACACCUUGAGCUUCUUCUUCCCAAGGACUUCAAUUAUAAAGCUGGCGACCACGUCUAUAUCCUGCCGCGAAACAGCCCUCGCGAUGUUGUCCGAGCUCUCAGUUACUUUGGGCUAGGCGAGGACACCCUGAUCACCAUCAGGAAUACUGCCCGGAAAUUAAGCUUGGGGCUUCCGUUAGAUACGCCCAUCACGGCCACCGAUCUCCUGGGUGCGUAUGUAGAGCUCGGUCGUACGGCAAGCUUGAAAAACCUCUGGACCCUCGUUGAUGCAGCAGGUCACGGAAGCAGAGCCGCUCUUCUGAGUCUCACUGAGCCUGAGAGAUUCAGAGCCGAGGUUCAGGACAGACAUGUGUCAAUCUUGGACCUCCUGGAGCGGUUCCCCGAUAUCGACUUAUCUUUGUCUUGUUUCUUGCCAAUGCUUGCCCAGAUUCGGCCAAGAGCUUAUUCCUUCUCCUCAGCGCCUGACUGGAAGCCCGGACAUGCGACGCUCACCUAUACUGUCGUUGACUUUGCUACUCCGGCCACUCAAGGAAUAAAUGGCAGUAGCAAAAGCAAGGCUGUAGGCGAUGGUACGGCGGUGGUUCAGCGUCAAGGUCUGGCAUCCAGCUACCUCUCUAGCCUUGGUCCUGGAACCAGUCUUUACGUUUCACUCCACCGGGCAUCGCCCUAUUUCUGUCUGCAAAAGAGCACUUCUCUACCUGUGAUUAUGGUGGGAGCCGGAACUGGACUGGCUCCGUUCAGAGCCUUUCUACAAGAGCGCAGGAUGGCUGCUGAAGGUGCCAAACAGAGGUUUGGGCCUGCUCUCUUGUUCUUUGGCUGUCGAGGACCCAGGCUUGACUCCCUGUACUCGGUUGAACUGGAGGCUUACGAGACGAUAGGCCUUGUGCAAGUGCGAAGGGCGUAUAGCCGUGACCCUUCUGCCCAAGAUGCCCAAGGUUGUAAGUAUGUUACUGACCGGCUAGGGAAAUGCCGAGAUGAAGUUGCUCGGUUAUGGAUGGACGGCGCCCAGGUCCUUGUCUGCGGAGGCAAGAAAAUGGCAAACGACGUGCUUGAGGUCUUGGGGCCGAUGCUGCUAGAAAUUGAUCAGAAGAGAGGGGAAACAACAGCCAAGACAGUGGUAGAAUGGAGAGCAAGGUUGGAUAAGUCGAGAUACGUGGAAGAAGUUUAUGUGUGA